AUGGUCAUGGAGGAGGAGCAAACAGUGAAGCUGGCCGAGUCAUGCAUGGUGACGCCGAGCGACGAGACGCCCAUGCAUGGCCUGUGGCUUACCCCAAUCGACCUCACGUGGGCGACCACAGGCCACAUCCCGUUCCUCCACUUGUACCGCUCCGCCUCCGGUGCCGGUGCCAUCGACGACGCCUUCUUCAACGUGGCCAGGCUGAAGGCGGCGCUGGCAAAGGCUCUCGUAGCUUUCUACCCCCUGGCCGGCCGCCUCGGCGUGGACGCCCACGGCCGGCUACAGAUCGACUGCGCCGGCCAGGGCGCGCUCUUCGUGGUCGCUCGCCCAGACCUCACCGUCGACGACUUCGGUAGCUCCCAGCCGUCGCCGGAGCUAAAGCGGCUCCUCUUUCCCCGCGUUGAGGACCACUCGCCGUCCCUCAUGUGCGGCGUCCAGGUGAAUUUCCUAAAGUGCGGCGGGGUAGCCCUAGGGAUGGCGCUGCACCACAUCGCCGUCGACGCGACAAGCGCGUUCCACUUCUUCCAGACCUGGUCCGCCAUCUCCAGGGACGGCGACGCGGCGGAGGCGACGCUGGAGCGCCCAUGCCACGACCGCACCCUCCUCCGCCCACGCUUCCCGCCCGUCGUCCACCCGGACGCUCUCACCGUGUUCUGCCCCCCAAAUCACCAAACCCCAUCCCGUGACCACUCGCCCCAUGCUGUCACGAACCAGAUCUUCGUCCUCUCCAAAGACCAGGUCGCCGCUCUCAAGCGCGUCUGCGCCAACGGCGUGAGCACGUUCUGCGCCGUGAGCGCCCACUUGUGGAGGUGCGUGUGCGCCGCCCGGCGGCUGCAUCCCGACGCCACGACGCGCCUCAUCUUCCCGGCCAACGUCCGGGCCAGCCUGUCGCCGAAGCUCCCGGGUAGCUUCUUCGGCAACGGGAUCAUCAUGCUGGGCGCCACGGGCAAGGUGCGGGACAUCGCCUCGAAGGGGCAGCUAGCCUCCGUCGCCGGCAGGAUCAGAGGCGCCAUCAGCCGGAUGGACGAUGAGCUGGUGCGUUCGGCGAUCGACUACUUUGAGAUCGCCGGCGGCCAGACAAGUAAUCAAGCGGGAAGCAUGCCGGAGACUGAGCUGAGGGUCGUCAGCUGGCGAGGCAUGCACGAUGCGGAUUUCGGGAGGGGCAAGCCGCUGAUGGUGCAUCGCGCCGUGCAACCGUUUGCCGGGAUCGCCUACCUCAUGGACGGCGUUGGCGGCAGCAUGCGCAUCCUCCUGUCUGUGGAGGCUGCAAUUGUCAACGACCUCAAGCGUCUGCUUUAUGCCAACUUUUAA
Messenger RNA from Lolium perenne, 1311 nucleotides. Its product is annotated as putrescine hydroxycinnamoyltransferase 1-like. The record is from RefSeq and is a predicted model, not a curated record. Lineage: Eukaryota; Viridiplantae; Streptophyta; Magnoliopsida; Poales; Poaceae. Gene Ontology annotation, molecular function: acyltransferase activity, transferring groups other than amino-acyl groups.